AUGGCUCUGAAGCGAAAUACCGACCAGAGUCCAUCCGCUGCUUCGGUGGGCUACGUGGUACGGGGUGACGGCGUGUUGGCGGCGCUCCCAGGCCGCGUUGCGCAGAUGCAGUUUGUCGAGCACAAAGGGCACCGAUAUCGCAAACAGUCCUAUACGACUCAACUCAGCGACGUUUGCUCAAGUUGGGUGCUGCGACCUGCGCGAGUGCCUCCUCCUCCAGCGGCGACGAUGAUGUGUCGGCGGCGAAUUGCCACUUGUCAUCUCACGGCGACGACGAAAGCAGUCAUGUAUAAACCCCCUUCUCGCUUCCUGCCAAAACCAUGA
This is a messenger RNA of Purpureocillium takamizusanense, 324 nucleotides long. RefSeq lists its product as uncharacterized. The transcript is spliced from 2 exons. The record is from RefSeq and is a predicted model, not a curated record. Bases 1 to 324 code for a protein of 107 amino acids. Lineage: Eukaryota; Fungi; Ascomycota; Sordariomycetes; Hypocreales; Ophiocordycipitaceae.